CACAGCCCCGUGUAUGAGCGGGCUGCGCACCAACCAGUCAGUCAGGAAGAGGGUCCAGGCAGUGAUGCGCAGCCGAAAACUGACACGUCCUUAAGACAGGUCAGGGAAGGACAAGGGAAGGAUGGGAAGGCAAAGGAAGAGGAAUGUGACAGGUGAUGGAGUGCCUCACACACGGAAGGAGGAGAAACCCCCGGUCCCAGGCCGCAAGGAAAAGAAAAAGAAGACGGACAUUGGAAAAGUUUUCAUCAAUGUAUCCAUUGGCUUGUGCAUCUUCAGCCUUGUCUGGUUCUUUUAUGCCCUUUACAUGCGCUCAGCCUUGGCCAAGAGAGUAGUGACCCCGCACCCUGCUCCACGGGUCUUAGACUCCAAUAGCACCAGUGCUUCUGUGUCUCCUGAGAGGUAUUGGGGCACCUAUCGACCCCAGGUGUACUUUGGCAUGAAAACAAGAAGUCCAAAGUCUGUUGUCACAGGGUUGAUGUGGAUGCGUCAGUUUUCUGAGGUGGACGUGAACCUUAGGCACACAUGUGAGCAGGGAGACCGUUUGCAGGGCUAUGGCUGGCUGACGCAUGAUGGACUCAACUUUGGCAUCCAGGAGAUUCAUGACAGCGAUUUCACCCUCACGACAGAAUUUGUGAAACGAAUGGGAGGUGAACACGGGGGUGACUGGACAUGGAGGAUCACAGCCAAACAGCACAGCUCUGCCCCUCAAGCUCCAGUCGUUUCACUGAUGUUCUACGUGGCCACAGAUACUCAGGGCUCCCUGCAGGCUCACGUGGAGGAGAGGACUCGCCUGAGCUCUGUUACUGGAACUUCAGAGGAACUUGGAAACUUCAAGAUCACUUUCCGCAAACCGACUGCAGGAGGGGCUGCUAGUGGCAAAUACGCCAGCUACAAUUACUUGCAGACGCUGAGCCCUGGUCUGGACAGGCUGACUGACAUAGUGAAGAACAGCCUGAAUCGCAGGUUUGUUUUCCAUCCUCCCUCUGGUGAGAGAAGGCCUUACAUUGCAGUGGACACCUACAAACCCCCUCCGCACCAGCAACAGCAGAAGGAUAACCGCAUAGAGAGUGACUUUCUUGUUCACCAAGUUACCGUGCAGACCCCCUUCCAGAUUGAAGUUUUGUUUGAGAGUGGCAGCUUUCAUGAUCGGCCGAACCAACUUGUGGGCUCAGUGCUGACUGAGGAGCUGGAGAAGUGGAAGGUAACUUUUGAUGAGAAGUUUGAAAGGACUUUUGGGCUUCAAGCUAAGGGCUUCUCUCCAGCCCAGGUGAAGUUUAGCAAGGCUGCUUUAAGUAACAUGCUUGGUGGCAUGGGAUAUUUCUUUGGGCAGUCUGUGGUGCAGUCCGUUUAUAAUGAGCACCCUUUGCUUUAUCCUGAGGGUGUCUUGUUUACUGCAGUGCCCUCCCGUUCCUUUUUCCCAAGAGGCUUCCUGUGGGACGAAGGCUUCCACCAGCUCCUCCUCAGUAAGUGGGACCCGCAAGUCACACGUGAGACUGUAGCGCACUGGCUGGACCUAAUCAAUGUGGAGGGAUGGAUCCCACGUGAGCAGAUCUUGGGUGACGAGGCACGCAGCAAGGUCCCAUCAGAGUUUGUAGUGCAGCGUAAUGAGAACGCCAAUCCCCCUACCCUCUUCCUGGUCUUGGAGGAGCUUGUUGAGCAGCUGGAGAACCACUCAGAUACUCCGCUUUCCCGGGACACUCUGCCUUUCCUCCGAAGGCUGUACCCAAGACUGCAGACGUGGUUUGAAUGGUACAACACCACUCAAGUUGGUCCUUUGCCCAACUCCUACCGUUGGCGAGGCAGGGACAAGGACACCAACCUUUUCCUGAACCCUAAGACCUUGACGUCUGGGCUGGAUGACUACCCCCGUGCCUCGCACCCUUCUGCAGAUGAGAGACACGUUGACUUGCACUGUUGGAUGGUGCUAGCAUCGGGGGUCAUGGCAAGCAUGGCCCGACUGCUCGGUGAGCCUCAUCAGGAGUACCAGCGCACCCACCUGACCCUUAGUGACAACAACCUUCUGAAUGAGCUACACUGGUCCGAGCAGCACCGUGCCUUCUGCGAUUACGGCAACCACACCCAAGCUGUGUCGCUGCAGCAAGAGAAAGUCUUUGUGCCUCCUGGACAGCCAAGGCACCAGUUCCCAGUGGCACGCCUGGUGCGCUACGUGCGCAAAGCCCCUAAACUUCAGUAUGUGAAUGCUCUUGGCUAUGUUAGCCUUUUCCCCUUCCUGCUUCACGUACUGACACCGGACUCCCCAAAACUACAGCAUAUCUUGCGGGACAUUCGAGAUCCUGACCGCUUGUGGACACCCUAUGGCUUGCGCUCGCUUUCUCGUGCUGAUCCUCUCUAUAUGAAGCGCAACACGGAGCACGAUGCCCCGUACUGGCGUGGAGCUGUAUGGAUCAACAUCAACUACCUGGCAAUAAGGGCACUGCACCACUAUGGCAGCACUGAGGGACCUUACAAGGAGGAGGCCGCUGCCCUCUAUCAAGAGCUCAGGACUAAUGUCAUCAGUAAUGUUUACAAACAGUACCAGGAAACUGGCUACAUCUGGGAACAAUACAAUGACAGCACUGGCAGGGGACAGGGCAGCCAUCCUUUCACGGGCUGGUCAGCUCUGACUGUGCUCGUAAUGGCUGAACAGUACUGACUGAUCUGCAGAUCCAGUGUUCUUAAUAUCAAAUUACUAAACGUGCCAUUAAUUGUUUCAAGAAACUGUAUCUGUGAUUGACUAAUUGUUUAAUUACACGUCAGAAGUAUGAAAUUUCUCUUCAAGUGCACUCACUGUAUGUCAUAGAACAAGGUCUUGCUGAAGGGACUAUUUUUACAAUGAUGUUUCGAGGUACUUUUAUAAAUCAGUCUUUGUACAACAUGGAUAUAUUACAGAAACAUUUCCCUUUUCAAGCCAGUUUAAUGUGACAAGUCAAUCCUCAGGUGUGAAUUGCCACGGGCUGUGUUGAGUGUUCCAGAAUGUGCAGACAAAAGAUUUUAAUGUAAUCGAACGAUGAUUAUGCAGUGCAGUCAUUUUGUUUCAGAAUUGGGGUGUGUUCAAAGGAAUAAAUCAAUACCUUCCUACAAGGUCUUUCUUCAGUUUAAUUGAGUUCUGCAUUGAAUGCCAAAAAUCUUCCACAGCUAUUCAAACAAGUUUUGUCAUGUUCUUUGAAAAGCGUCCUUCAGGUGUCACAGUGUUUCCCUUUAGAAGCUUGGUAAUGUUGACAUAAAUAAUAAAUAGUGGUGCCAUGGCAUUUCAGGAGGUUUUUUAGAACAAGUGCUCAAAGCUCAAUCCCAGCAACAAUUAGAGAAGCUUUCUAGUUGUUUUCACAUACAUGCAACCUCAGGACGUCCCAUGAUGCGCAGUGACUCUAGAGCUCAUCUUGUUUCAUAUAAAAUCAGGAUAGGGUUGACGGACAAAAUUCAGCAAGCGCUUAAUAGUACGAAAGCAAUUGGCCUGAGCCCAGCCCAGCCCAGCCCAUGACAUUGUCACACUACGUGGCCAGACGAAGGCCGACGGCUGACGUCAACUGUGCAAGGUGCAUUGUUUCUGUUGCACAUGGUUUCCAUGGAGAGUCUUUGUGGGAAACAGAGGCAGUUCACUGGCUCACGGCGAAUUGCCCAUGGACGCCGAAGCCAGAAAAGGGGAUAGUUCCACAUAUCCCCUCUUGCUUUGCCCAGAAGCAUCUCUUUCGGGUGAACUUUUCCAGCUCUCACUCUUUCCUUUCAUACGACGGUGAUGUUCACGUGCCCCCGUGCCCGCACCGCAGAGGGAGCGAGGAACCAUCUCUUUUAUGCCUCAAGUUUGAAUAGAUGCAGAGGCAGAGCUCGGUGCUGGAAGGUUACAGUGCUAUAAAUAGGCCUGCUCUCUGGCAGCUGAGCUGCAGCUUUUAAACAGCAAAAUAACUGAACGCUCUGUAUGCUUCCUGAUUUCAAUUUAUUCAAUACAGGCUUAGACACAAACCUGUCCUUUCGAGUCGUUAUGUUCAGUUGUAGACAAGCUACAGUACUGUGCAGAAGUCAGAGACCAUCUGUCAUUUGUUUAAUUUCCAGUCAAAACAGCCAUUAAGUACAAUUUAGUCUUUUUUCAAACGACAAUUCUGUGGAGACCAUUUGCAAAUAAAAGGAAGAAGCUGCUGAUGUUCUCAGAACCAUGAACUGGCCACCCCAGAGCCCAGAUCUCAACAUCAUUGAAUAUGUUUGGAAUUAGUUGGAUCAUGAAAAACAGAAAACCAACUUUUGAGACUGAAUGUUGGAAGUAUAGAAAAAUGUUUCUGCAGAUUUGUUUAUAAAGCUGAAAGCAAGUCUUUUGAGAAGAAAGUCAGCUGUAAUAAAGACAAAGUG
Messenger RNA from Colossoma macropomum (tambaqui), 4338 nucleotides. It is a transcript of the gene mogs, whose product is annotated as mannosyl-oligosaccharide glucosidase. The record is from RefSeq and is a predicted model, not a curated record. Gene Ontology annotation, biological process: oligosaccharide metabolic process; protein N-linked glycosylation. Gene Ontology annotation, cellular component: endoplasmic reticulum membrane. Lineage: Eukaryota; Metazoa; Chordata; Actinopteri; Characiformes; Serrasalmidae. Gene Ontology annotation, molecular function: Glc3Man9GlcNAc2 oligosaccharide glucosidase activity. The coding region runs from base 122 to 2653 and encodes 843 amino acids. The transcript has 5 exons.